Diatraea saccharalis (sugarcane borer) is the source of this 1170-nucleotide messenger RNA. Lineage: Eukaryota; Metazoa; Arthropoda; Insecta; Lepidoptera; Crambidae. The record is from the annotation of a GenBank genome assembly.
UUUUAGACUAUGACAUUAACAUUUGACAUGUUAGUUUAAUUUACGUGGCUUCGUAAGUUUCGUUUUCAUCUGGAAUUAUUGACUCGUCCACUGAAAUAAAUGGGAUAAUUUACAUCAUUUACACAAUAUCAGGCUAUAAAUAUCAUGGGUCUCUGCAAAUGUCCUAAAAGGCGCGUCACCAAUCAGUUUUGUUUCGAGCACAGAGUCAAUGUUUGUGAAUAUUGUAUGGUUACGAACCACCCAAAGUGCAUAAUUCAAUCGUAUUUACAAUGGUUGCAAGAUAGUGAUUACAACCCCAUAUGUGAAAUUUGCACAAAAAGCUUGAAUGAAGGAGAGUGCAUUCGUCUAACGUGUUACCAUGUUUUUCAUUGGACGUGUGCUGAAGCGCGAUAUCGAGCACUACCGCGCACUACAGCACCUGCCGGGUACCAGUGUCCGUCUUGCGCCUCUCCUGUAUUUCCACCACCUAACUUGGUGUCUCCAGUGGCUGAUGUUUUGCGAGAAAAACUAGCAGGAGUAAACUGGGCUAGAGCAGGACUGGGUCUGCCAUUGUUAUCUGAUGAUCAAGAUUUAAAAGGUGCAGCAGCUAGAAGGAGUCAAUCUCCAAUAGACCAUUCCCAAUUUUAUUCCAGUACUGUCGAUAGUCAAAGGGGCACACCGGUUGGAGCCAGUGAUGAUGAGUCUACUAGCAGAUCUGCAACUAGCUCUCCACAUUCAAUCGUUCAAAUACCUGAUGACCCAGUGAAUAUUUAUGACAAUACUUCCAUAAAACGAACUGACAGUUUACAAGGUGGUCAAGCUCCAAGGAAACCUUUCAAGUCUACAGAUAGUUCAAAAGCCACCUUGAAUUUUGAUCAUGAUGAAAAUAAAUAUAAACAAAAAUCAACAUUUGCUUGGAUCAGCAGAUGGUGGAAGAACACACUUCCGUCUUCUAGAGUACGCAGAGCAGGGGGUAUUUAUAGAAGAUACUGGAUACUUCUGUUCAUUGUUAUUGCUGUUGUUGUUGUACUCAUAUUGCUUAGUGGUAGAGGUGUAGAUGAUGAAAGUCCAUUCGCAUUCAUGAAAGAUGAAGACAGAAGAAUUCUUCAGAAAAAUUGAAAUAUUAUAAUAUACACAACUAUUUAUAUAAUUUAUCAAAUCAAACAUUCGAAAAUGUAAACAUAAUAGGUA